Molecule: messenger RNA, 1461 nt
Organism: Elgaria multicarinata webbii
Lineage: Eukaryota; Metazoa; Chordata; Lepidosauria; Squamata; Anguidae
Gene: YJU2B
Product: YJU2 splicing factor homolog B
Exons: 10
Coding region: 81-1196 (371 amino acids)
Biological process (GO): mRNA splicing, via spliceosome
Cellular component (GO): U2-type spliceosomal complex; post-mRNA release spliceosomal complex
Source: RefSeq, a predicted model, not a curated record
GGUGGAGCAAAGAAGAGCCGAGGAAAACGAAACGGGUGCCAGGCAGGCCGUUCCAGCCGCUCAGCUAGACGACUGUCACCAUGGGGGAAAGAAAAGGAGUCAAUAAGUAUUACCCACCUGAUUUUGAUCCAGCCAAGCAUGGCUCCCUUAAUAAGUACCGCAAUAGCCAUCCUCUGCGGGAAAGAGCCCGUAAACUCUCCCAGGGCAUCCUCAUCAUCAGGUUUGAGAUGCCCUAUAACAUCUGGUGUGAUGGCUGCCAGAACCACAUCGGCAUGGGCGUUCGCUACAAUGCAGAGAAGAAGAAGGUUGGCAAUUACUACACAACCCCCAUCUACAGGUUCCGGAUGAAGUGUCACCUUUGCCCCAACCACAUCGAGAUGCAGACGGACCCUGCCAGCUGCGAUUACGUCAUCGUCAGCGGUGCCCGGCGCAAGGAAGAACGCUGGGAUGUGGAGGCCAAUGAGCAGAUUGUGGCCACAGCCCACGAGGAGAAGCAGAAGCUGGAGACGGAUGCCAUGUACCGGCUGGAGCAUGGCUCCAAGGAUCAGAGCAAGCUGCAGCGCGCCCUUCCCACCCUGCAGAACAUUCAGGAGGCCCAGAGCGCCUGGAAGGAUGACUUCGCACUCAACAGCCUCCUUCGCCGGAAGUUCAGGGAAGAGAAGAAAGUCCUUCAAGAGGAGGAGGAGAAAGAUCUCGCCUUGCAGACGAAAGCAAACCUGAGCAUCCCACUUGUGCGGGAGUCUGACGAGGACCGGCAUCUGGCAGCGUUGCUGAAAUAUCAGAGCCUCGGCUCCUAUGAAAACAAACAGAAGCAGAAACGCAAUGAGAUUGUUGAGCGCCCGUGGUUCUCAUCCGCCCCGGUCUCAAACACUAAAGCAAAUGACACUCUGAAAAGGCUGGCGUUUGCUGGGAGAUGCCUCGCUGGCAAGUCCCCUGUCGCUAAGGACAACCUGGGUGUCAUGUGCCGGAAAUCCAGGGCCAGGGAACGAGCUUCCACUGAGGAGGAAAGUGACGCUUCAAGUCCCAGGGCGCAAGUGGAAAGACAGGACCAGGACAGUGUGGCAAGCGGCGUCUCCUUGGACUCUCCCACGGGGCCUGGGGCAGACCCCCAGGAGGCCGAAGGAAGCCCCCCAUCCAGUUUUGCCACCUCUCUGGUCGCAGAUUAUUCAGACUCUGCCUCUGAUCCUGAAGCUUAACUAUGAACUGACCUUUGUGGUUAGAGAGAGAGAGAGCAUGAGAGAACAUGACUGGAACUGGUGUGCAGACUACAGUGCUUUCCAAAGGAACAAGAGACGGUGCUGCCUGCAAUUGCUGUACCAACUAGCCAGAUGCCUGAAUGUGAGUGUGUGUGUGUGUGUUCCUUUGGGAGUUACAGUGUGUUGCCUUUUCUUGGCCUGUGUGCAUCUCUGCCCCUUCUUUGCUUUUGUCCAACACACUAUAAAAUAAACACAGCUAUCCCUA